This is a messenger RNA of Megalobrama amblycephala (Wuchang bream), 2312 nucleotides long. It is a transcript of the gene wnt7ab, whose product is annotated as protein Wnt-7a. NCBI's taxonomy places the organism in Eukaryota, Metazoa, Chordata, Actinopteri, Cypriniformes, Xenocyprididae. Gene Ontology annotation, molecular function: cytokine activity; frizzled binding. The transcript has 4 exons. Gene Ontology annotation, cellular component: extracellular region. The record is from RefSeq and is a predicted model, not a curated record. Bases 560 to 1612 code for a protein of 350 amino acids. Gene Ontology annotation, biological process: canonical Wnt signaling pathway; multicellular organism development; neuron differentiation.
CUGGGUACAUACAUACAUAACAUAAGAGAAUAGAAAGAACAUUUAAAUAAGAUUAAGAAAAAAAAAUACUUAAGUCUUCAGAUGUUUAUGUAUAUUAGGCCUUUUCUUUUUUUGAAUUAUGUACAGCUGUGUGCAUUAUGUUAUGUUGAGUCAUUAUUUGCUAGCCUGCAUGAUGGGAUGUGUGACGUGUCAAAUGGUUUGUUUCAUUAACAGGCGGAUUUAUGGAACUGAAUAAAAGCAGGUAUAGGACUUCUGUCAUGCAUAUGAGAUUCCAUGGGUGGGCUCAAAAGCCAGUAAGAACACGCCCAGAUAUAUAAACUACAGUAGGAGGAUGAAGGGGUCAGAUCACCCAGCUUGACACCGGCGCAUCUCCUCUACUUGUGCCGCUAUGCGGACUCAAAACAACCUGGAUACACCUUGAAGGUGGAUCUACACCUGUGGGCAAAAGUAUUCCUGUUGGAAAUACAUUGCAAACUGAUUUAACUUGCUAAUAGGCUGGCUAUUCAAGUUGAAAGUUCAGUUUCUCGUUACUUUUGAGCGAAAACGAGACAGGACCAUCAUGAGCAGAAAAACUCGACGUUGGAUAUUUCACAUUUUCCUUUGUCUCGGAAUAAUCUACUUGAAAAUGGGGGGAUUCUCCACCGUAUUGGCGCUGGGAGCGAGCAUCAUAUGCAACAAGAUCCCGGGACUGGCGCCCAGGCAGCGGAUCAUCUGUCAGAGUCGGCCGGACGCGAUCAUCGUGAUCGGAGAGGGCGCGCAGAUGGGCAUCAAUGAGUGCCAGUUUCAGUUUAAACACGGCCGCUGGAACUGCUCCGCGCUCGGCGAGAGGACCGUCUUCGGAAAAGAGUUGAAAGUGGGCAGUAAAGAGGCAGCUUUCACGUACGCCAUCAUUGCAGCAGGAGUGGCCCAUGCCAUUACAGCCGCCUGCACACAGGGAAACCUCAGCGACUGCAGCUGCGACAAGGAGAAGCAGGGAUUCUACGGCCAUGCCAAUGGCUGGAAAUGGGGCGGCUGCUCGGCUGACAUCCACUAUGGCCUGGGUUUCUCCAAAGUUUUUAUGGAUGCUAGAGAGAUAAAACACAGUGCCAGGACGCUUAUGAAUCUGCAUAACAACGAAGUAGGAAGAAAGGUCCUAGAAAGGAAUAUGCGGCUGGAGUGUAAAUGUCACGGUGUGUCUGGAUCAUGCACCACCAGAACCUGCUGGAUGACCCUCCCCAAGUUCCGUGAGCUUGGGUACAUCCUCAAAGACAAAUACACCAAUGCUGUCCACGUGGAGCCAGUGAAAGCCACGCGCCACAAACGACCCACUUUUCUCAAGAUCAAAAAGCCCUACUCGUACCGCAAGCCCAUGGACACAGAUCUGGUCUACAUUGAGAAAUCACCCAACUACUGCGAAGCUGAUCCCAUGACCGGCAGCAUUGGGACUCAGGGGCGCGUUUGCAAUAAGACGCUGAUGCACCAUCCCAACGGCUGCGACCUCAUGUGUUGCGGUCGAGGAUACAACACGUAUCAGUAUUCACGUGUGUGGCAGUGCAAUUGCAAGUUUUUUUGGUGCUGUUAUGUCAAAUGCAACACUUGUAGUGAGAGGACAGAGGUGUACACAUGUAAAUGAGCAAUGACUGUUUGACCUUCUGCCUAGUUUUUGACAGGGUCUUUCACCCUGACCUUAAAAGAUGAUUCAAUCAGGUGGCAAUUGUUCUUUUGCACAAGACCUUACUUUAGACAUGCUUCCUUGACUUUAAUGGACGAUCAUCAAGAACUCUGGAGAAAGAAUUCAUUGUGAGAAGGAACUGAAAAGUUUAAAUUGCUCUACUUCUGAUGCCACGCAGUUUUACCUGCUUUCUUCACUAAAUAUAGAGCGUGACUCGGGGCUGAAGGAUCCUGAAGCUAUCUGGAUUCAAAUAAGGCUCUCUUGUCUUCGACCUGCUGUAAGACUGAUAACAACUACCUGCACCUUGAUCUUACCAAUGGAGCUUACUGGGACAUGGACAUCUUGCAGGCAUGCAAUGGAAAUUAUGGAACAAAUAUUCCAAUAGAGCACAACAGCAGGGUUCCAGAAGUAAAUCCUAUUCAUCUUCUCUGAUAAUGUAUGACCUUUCAAAACAGACCUACCAUGAGUGUUGAUGUUGUCAUGCAAAAUAUGCUUCUGUAGAAGCUACUAGUCAAAAUGGAUUAACUGCCAAAUUUUUGCCAAAAGACCUACACUUUAUUAUGGAAGCUUGUUUCCAACACUUUUUUUUUCUCACAAUUGCAAGUUGCAAGUUGAAAAUCUCACUAUUCUGACUUUUUUUCUCAGAAUUGCGAGAUAUAAG